CCGGCUGUAUUUUCAUGUAACACCUGGUAGCAGAAACCUGAUUCCGUCCAGUAGCAGACAUCGUGGUAAGGAGAGGGUUAAGGGAGAGUGAAGGCGUCUUAUUUCAGCUCUGACAUGACAUUAAUUUAUCCGGAAGUUAUAUAAAGUGUAGUAGAUAUGAUGCGGUUUAUUUAAGCUCGGGCAAAGAGCUAACAGAGUUAUAUUUAGCUAACUAAGCUAACCAGCGGUUCCCACAGUGCGUCUGUUAAAUCGGUCCUCGCCCUCUCAGCUGUCACAUCACGGAGACGAAGUGGACGGACAGGAAACAUGACGAGUUUUGCGAGCAAAGUGUUUUUUAAAGUCGACAGGGUGUGUCGCCACCUCCCCGUGGUCCUCAACACCUUCCUGGUCUUCUCCAUCACCGGCGAGGUGAGCUACCUGGUGCUGGUCGAGGCUCCGCUGGAGGCGGACCAGAAGAAGACGGUGUGGUCCAGCUGGUGGAAGGCGGUCCACCUGCUGGCCCAGUACUUCAUGCUGGGGAACAUCUGCUGGAACUCCCUGCUGUUCCUCAGGACCAACCCCAGCAUCAAGGGGGUGUUCCUGGGGGGAGAGGGCAUGGGUCAGGGCUGGAGGUUCUGCUAUACAUGCGAGACACACACUCCUCCUCGCUGCUCCCAUUGCUACGACUGCAAAGUGUGUGUGCUGCGGCGGGAUCACCACUGCGUCUUUUUUGGCCAGUGCGUGGGCUUCCGUAACUACCGCUACUUCCUGAGCUGCUUGUUAUUUAUGUGGUCGGGGCUGCUGUACGCCACUCUGAUGAACGCAGAGGUCUUCAUCGUCAUACUGAAGGAGGGUGUGACCAUGCACAGCGUCCUGCUGCUGCUCAUACCCUGGAUCAUGCUGGUUUCAGGCCAGGUCUCAGCACGUGCCUUUGCCUUCGCCUUCAUCGCCGACACAUGCGUGGUGGGCUUCCUGCUGGUCUCCGCCUUCUUCUUCUUCCAUCUCUUCCUGAUGUUUCGGGGACAGACCACCAGGGAGUGGUACUCGACCCGCCGACCCUACAGCCUGGGGCUCCUGGGUAACCUGCGUCACUCUCUGGGCAUUCGCUGGUACAUCUGCUGGCUCUGCCCGCUCAUCUCAUCACCUCUGCCCGGAGACGGGAUAACGUUCCAGGUCACAGGGUCGCUGGAGCCUACCCGGUAACAGCUAAGAGUCUGAAUGUUAACAGACUGUGUGUCUUUGCUUUAGUGGUGAUGGUUAAUGUAAUCAGGAGCAGCAGAAACAGGGAAGAUCGCCUCAGUUCACGAAGAGGUAGCUUGUGAUGGGAAGAAGUGUGUGGUUGUUUAAGGUGUCGCUGGGUAUAAAUGUUUACCAGUAUCUUCUCUGUAGCCUUCACCUGUGCUGAGACAAAGAAAUUAUGAGUCUACUCUGAGAGACCUCGACCUUGAAGUAACGCUUAUUGAGGCUGGCCUCAGGAUAUUAACACGGAAAUUAGCAGAGUUCUUCUGGAAUACUGAGCACUGAAAAUCUAUGUAAAACAGCACUGAAAUGAGAAUGUAUUUUAUUGAUCCUGACAGAAAUUAUAAUUUGAAGUCUUCAUAAACAAGCAGUCGCAGCUACUGAUCCAGACUCCUGGGUAGUCGCCCUCUAGGGUAUACUACUUAAAUGGGAAUUUCUAGAAGUGUUUAUUUUGCCUAAAUCUGAACGUUGUACAAAUUUGGCUGGCACUGUUCCGGAAUAGUCCAUAGGAUUAUAAAUCUGCUGUUGUGCACUGGCUGCUAGCAUCAUGACGUGCUUUUGCUCUCCACCUGUCUGCAUCCACUCCUGAGCUCUAGCUGAGUUAACUACUGCUGCACUUGUUGCACCAAAUGAGACACUGAGUACGUUUACAUGGACAUAAAUAUGCCGUUUAUGAGGCUUAUCCCAGUUAUGAUCAUAGUCAGGGUAUGGUGCUUACAAGAGCACAGAGAAAUUGGGUCAUUCAUAUUCCCCAUAUACGUAAAGAAUCAUAAUAACCCGGACGCUGAUUAUUGCAGUAUAUUUGCACGGGCACUGGGUCGUUUACAAAAACAAACUGGCAAUGGAAGAUGAGAGCAACUGGAAAUGUUUGAUACUACACUGUAAAUUUACCACUUCACUGCUUAUAAACUACGGGUGGGACCCACAAUACGAUAUUAUCACGAUACUUAGGUCACGAUACGAUAUUAUUGCGAUAUGCUGAGUAUUGCGAUACAAUAUAUUGUGAUUUAAGUCCAGAUGUUUGAUUUAAACACCAACGGCGCACUUCUGAUUUAUUUCUCCGGUGCUUCCAUCUUCGUUUUUUCCUGUCAAAUGCCGCUGAUUGAGACCAAUGCUGACCUCAAAAAAAAAAAAAACCCACCAGCAACAUCUUGUAGCCCGAAAAAGCAAUUGAUUUUAUUAUUCUAGCACCAAAAUUUGUUUAAAAAAAUAUAUAUAUAUGUAUAGGCGGGCGGCAUGGUGGUGCAUUGAUUAGCAUUGUUGCCUCACAGUAAGAGGGUUCCUGGUUCGAACCCAGGGUGGGGGAGCCCUUCCGUGAGAGAGAGAGUUUGCAUGUUCACCCUGUGUCAGCGUGGGUUUUCUCCGGGUACUCCGGCUUCCUCCCACAGUCCAAAGACAUGCAGGUUAAUUGGUGACUCUAAAUUGCCCGUAGGUGUGAAUGUGAGUGUGAAUGGUUGCCUGUCUCUAUGUGUCAGCCCUGUGAUAGUCUGGUGACCUGUCCAGGGUGUAGCCCGCCUCUCACCCAGUGUCAGCUGGGAUAGGCUCCAGCACCCGUAAGACCUCUAACACGAUAAGCAGUCAUGGAAAAAUGAAAUGAAUGAUAAUAAUGUAUAUAAUAAAAGAUCAACACUUAAGUUUCCGUGUAUUGAUAGAAUAUUGCCAUGCAAAAUAUAUGCUGCAUGGAUUUCUUUCCCCCACCCCUACCAACUGCACUGACCUUCACUUUUUCUCUGUCUCAACCACACACUAACUUAAAGUAGCUAGUCACCUAAUGUUACUCCUUAAAGCAGCUUAACACUUGAAUGAAAAUAUUAUCAAAAUUGCAAUAUGACCAAGUGCAAUAUCCAAAUCCUAGGAGCUGCAAUUUUUCUCUGUCACUACCAUUAAAAGCAACAUGUUGGUACAAAGAUGCCUCGGACUACAAAUCAUACUCCAGACAUCAGGGAACAUUUCAUUCAAAAUGACCAUUUCAACUAAUGUCGUGACUUAUAUCACAAUCGCAAUAUGUGUCAAAAUAAGUGUAAUAUGAUUUGUUUGUAUAUAUUGUGCAGCCCUAGUUAUUACCACUUCGUAUAGGACAGGGGUUCAGUGGAUGCCACCAUUGUCUGUAUUUCUGUUAUGCCACUUGGUUGAAGUGACACCUGUGCAGGAAGUUGGCGCCUCUUCAUAACUGGGAUAAGGUGUAUACAUGCAACAGCAUCCUGAUUUCUUUUGGAGAACUCCACGUAGCAUAAUCGGGUGUCUGAAAACAGGAUGUGGUGUGUACAUGCUCAAACACAUAAAAGGUAUACACCAAAAACACGACCAUAAACAAGUUAUUCAUGUCCAUGUAAACACACUCAAUGAGAAUGCGAAGGGUUCAGCGUGUGUGUAUGAAGACAACUGAUAGAGACUGUACAUGUGAUAUCCAGUGUUCCAUUUGCAGCCUAAUGUGAAGUCAUUUAGUGACUACAGUGUUUUAAAUCUACCUAUGGACGUCAUGUGAACAGUCUCUGCCCAUGUUUCACAUCACGUUGUCCACGUUUCAGUCAGUCAGGGAACACAGACCGACAGUGUAACAGCAUGAGGUGUACUGACUCACGCAGCAGCUGUGUCCCCACUCCCUACUACACUCUAACCGUACACAGUGUACACUGUAAAUAACCUUCAAAGCAUCCUGUUUUUGCAGCGAGUACACAGGAAGUCACCACACAUUGCUGUUUUAUACAAUAUGUUUGAUACAAUACACUGACAGUGUUUUUCCAACAAAAAAAAAAAUAAAUAUAUAUAUCUAUUUCUUUGUUUCCCGAGGUGCUGCUGUAGCUGUUUCACUUGACUGUUUAGAGUAUGUCGAACACACACAUGCUCAAAUCCUGCUUUGGUUUAGUCUGUAGUACAGAUUGAGGACACAGCCAACAUGUCUCACAUGCCAACUGGACAUCUAUUACCUCAGUACAAUCGUUUUGUUUCUCCUCUCUUUUGCACUUUUGCUUUUGUAUUUUUUUUUUAUCCUCCGAGCCUUAAAACACAGUGCAACAUUACAAGCAGUUGUUUCGACAGGUGCUCUUAUUUGACCGACACUAAAUUUACAUUACAGCCAAAAAUAUUGUUUGUAAAUAUUGUUAAUUGUUUGCUGAAUAUAUACAGUAUGUCUGCCUCUUUCUUUUUUGUGCUGUUUCAUAUGAGUCGCACCAUUUGAUGUUCAGUUUUGCCAUUUGACAGUGUUUGAAUAAAUUGUUUCAAGGGAAGUUCAUGUCCGUUGAACAUUUUUUCAA
This is a messenger RNA of Epinephelus moara (kelp grouper), 4472 nucleotides long. RefSeq names its product zinc finger DHHC-type containing 24 (gene zdhhc24). Gene Ontology annotation, molecular function: protein-cysteine S-palmitoyltransferase activity. Gene Ontology annotation, biological process: peptidyl-L-cysteine S-palmitoylation; protein targeting to membrane. The record is from RefSeq and is a predicted model, not a curated record. Bases 307 to 1182 code for a protein of 291 amino acids. The transcript has 3 exons. Gene Ontology annotation, cellular component: endoplasmic reticulum; Golgi apparatus. Lineage: Eukaryota; Metazoa; Chordata; Actinopteri; Perciformes; Serranidae.